This is a messenger RNA of Manis javanica (Malayan pangolin), 2531 nucleotides long. RefSeq names its product dyskerin pseudouridine synthase 1 (gene DKC1). The record is from RefSeq and is a predicted model, not a curated record. Gene Ontology annotation, molecular function: RNA binding; pseudouridine synthase activity. Gene Ontology annotation, cellular component: box H/ACA snoRNP complex. NCBI's taxonomy places the organism in Eukaryota, Metazoa, Chordata, Mammalia, Pholidota, Manidae. Gene Ontology annotation, biological process: snRNA pseudouridine synthesis; box H/ACA sno(s)RNA 3'-end processing; mRNA pseudouridine synthesis.
CGCGCGACCGGCCCGCGCGCCUGGGGGUUCUCCCCCACUCCCAGCCUGGCACCGCCCCACUCCGCCUCGCAGCAACGCACGCACACGGCGGCGUGCGGGUGGGCGGGUCCUAGCGGGGCGGCCUGACGGCGGUGGGAGUCUGUGGUCGCUUCCUUGGCGGUGGCUCGCGCGGCUCGAAAGCUCUGCGGGGCAAUAUGGCGGAAGCGGAAGUAUUUAUUUUGCCGAAGAAGCAUAAGAAGAAAAAGGAGCGAAAGUCGUUACCAGAAGAAGAUGUAGCAGAAAUACAACACGCUGAAGAAUUUCUUAUCAAACCUGAAUCCAAAGUGGCUCAGUUGGACACAUCUCAGUGGCCCCUGUUGCUAAAGAAUUUUGAUAAGCUAAAUGUAAGGACAACACACUAUACACCUCUUCCUUGUGGUUCAAAUCCUCUGAAGAGGGAGAUUGGGGACUAUAUCAGGACAGGUUUCAUUAAUCUUGACAAGCCCUCCAACCCCUCUUCCCAUGAGGUAGUAGCCUGGAUCCGACGAAUACUUCGGGUAGAGAAGACAGGACACAGUGGUACUCUGGAUCCCAAGGUGACUGGCUGUUUGAUCGUGUGCAUAGAAAGAGCCACCCGCCUGGUAAAGUCACAACAGAGUGCAGGCAAAGAGUAUGUGGGAAUUGUCCGGCUGCACAAUGCUAUUGAAGGGGGGACUCAACUUUCCAGGGCCCUAGAAACUCUGACAGGUGCCUUAUUCCAGCGACCCCCGCUUAUUGCUGCAGUAAAGAGGCAACUCCGAGUACGGACCAUCUAUGAGAGCAAAAUGAUUCAGUAUGAUCUGGAAAGACGGCUGGGAAUCUUUUGGGUGAGUUGUGAGGCCGGCACCUACAUCCGGACACUCUGUGUACACCUUGGUUUGUUAUUGGGAGUUGGAGGUCAGAUGCAGGAACUUCGGCGGGUUCGUUCCGGAGUCAUGAGCGAAAAGGACCACAUGGUGACAAUGCACGAUGUGCUUGAUGCCCAGUGGCUAUAUGACAACCACAAAGAUGAGAGUUACCUGCGGAGAGUCAUUUACCCUUUGGAAAAGCUACUGACAUCUCAUAAACGGCUGGUUAUGAAAGACAGUGCAGUGAACGCGAUCUGCUAUGGGGCAAAGAUCAUGCUGCCAGGUGUUCUCCGAUAUGAGGAUGGUAUCGAAGUCAAUCAGGAGAUCGUGGUCAUUACCACCAAAGGGGAAGCAGUCUGCAUGGCUAUUGCGUUAAUGACCACAGCAGUGAUCUCUACCUGCGACCACGGUAUAGUAGCCAAGAUCAAGAGAGUGAUCAUGGAGAGAGACACUUACCCUCGGAAGUGGGGUUUAGGUCCAAAGGCAAGUCAGAAGAGGCUGAUGAUCAAGCAGGGACUGCUGGACAAGCAUGGCAAGCCCACAGAGAGCACGCCUGCCACCUGGAUGCAGGAGUAUGUUGACUACAGUGAUUCUGCGAAGAGAGAGGUGGUGGCUAAAGCAGUAAAAGCCCCAGAGGUAGUCACCGAAGCAGUAAAGGCCCCAAAGCGGAAGCGCGAGAGUGAAAGUGAUGAGACCAGUCCGGGGGCUGCCCAGUUGAUCAACAAGGAAAAGAAGAAGAAGGACAAGAAGGCCAGAGCUGCAGGAGAGAGGGCAGGCGAGCCGGGAGAUGCGGACAGUGACACCACCAAGAAGAAGAAGAAGAAGAAGAAAAUAAAAGUGGAAGUGGUUUCUGAGUAGUGGACCCCCACUUGAAGUGCUGUGUCCAGUUGGGAGGAGAAAUUAAAGCCUUAUUGAGAAAACAGUUCUUUUGUUCUUGAGGGAAUGGGACACAGGUCCCAAGAAAGAGGAUAUACAGGGUUCCAGCACAUUUUAGCUGCUACCUGCGACUUCAGUGAUGUUACCUGGUGUGGUCAUCCCAUCUUGUCCUACUGUAAGGAUAUGGGUGAAAGUGGCAGAUUUGACACCAUCCACUUCUCUGCCUGGAAGAGUUGGGAAGCCUCACCUGCAGAGCCAGCACUGGCUGGUGACCACGAGCAGCUAUGCCCGGUGCCCAUUUUUAACAUGCCAGUCCUCCUCUCCUUUUUGAUUCCUUCCAGUUAAUGUUACUAGAAAUUACUCAAUGCAUUGGUAUACAGCACGUAAAAAAGAUGUAACGACCAUGGAUCUCACCCUAUAUUGCCCUCCUUGUUAAAGCCUGGCAAGGACUCACGUUCCAUCUUGUGUGUGUCCAGUCCUGGCCUAGCAGGCCCCUGUGCACCUCCCACCUGGUGUGUGCAGCCUCAUGCACCUAAAUCCAUCUGGCUGUUGUGUUUGCAAUAAGCCAAAACCUUUGUGUGUGUGCUUCUCCUAGCCCUCAUUUACUUUCAAAGGAUAAUUGGUCACUGCUGAGAAAGGAAGUUGUAAUUAUUAAAGUGUACUCAAGUUUUUUUAAGGUAUUCCUGUUGGGUUUUCUAAUUGUUGGUGAUUUGGUGAUUAAUUGCAAACUGGUGGAACAGAAAAAGUAUUUUUAUUAAAAACCUGGGGACCUUUAUGUCCUAUUUGAAA